This is a messenger RNA of Ciona intestinalis (vase tunicate), 2165 nucleotides long. The record is from RefSeq and is a predicted model, not a curated record. NCBI's taxonomy places the organism in Eukaryota, Metazoa, Chordata, Ascidiacea, Phlebobranchia, Cionidae.
CAAUUGUGAUUCAUCAAUUGAGUCAUUUUAUGACGUUUGAAUGACGUCAUGGACUAACCACGUGUUUAAAUGAUUAUUACAUCAUAGUAACUAUUAACAAGCUUUGCUGAAAAAUUCUUUGUAACUUAUGACGUCACAGUGGAUAUUCAUCCAACUGGCUAUGUCACAGACGACCAACAAUUGAAACUUCUUCAGUUUUCCUUUCAACGCCCGAGGCAUCGAUGCCGCGUAUAUAUUGUGACGCAAUAGAACGAACAAUCGUUAACAGCGAUCGCCACCAAAAAGAAUUCGGAAAAAUGUUUUUUAUAUUUAUAGUUUUAUUAGAAUUGUCGCAGAGUACAGGGAAUGUAUUAACAGUGAACCGCGGGUUCGAAGGCGCGAUUCCCGCGAUCCCAUCUUUAUCUUGCGACUUUGAUUUUGACUUUUGUUCUUGGAGAAAUGAUUCAAGCGCUGAAUUCACGUGGAUUCGUAGGCAAGGGGAGACGCCUUCUAUAUAUACCGGUCCACCGUGGGAUCAUACAACUAAAGAUGCGAAUGUUGGGCAUUAUAUUUACAUUGAAACAUCAUCACCAAGACAAAAAGGCGACAAAGCUCGUUUGGUGAGCCAAGUUAUCGGCACGGCGGGGACGUACUGUCUAAGGUUGCAGCUCCACAUGCACGGACUUAACGUGAAAGAUUUGAACGUUUACCUUAAAGGCCGGCUGACGCAUCGAGUUAGAAUGUUGACAAGAUUAUCGGGUCCGUGGUCAAUCGAGGGGCGAGAUGAACCACGUGUGUUUGGGGAAGAUGGUGAUUGGUGGAACGAAGAGAGGGUGGAGUUUAAUAUCGUGGAACCUGCCCAGUUGGUGUUAGAAGGUGUCCGUGGUGAGAAUUACCGUGGCGAUAUCGCUAUUGAUGACAUCACAAUCACCCAAUCUUCUUGCCCGAGUGCACUGGUUGAUUGUUCGUUUGACAAUGACACUUGUGGUUGGCGACAAAUGUUUGAUGAUGAUUUUAAUUGGUUGCCCAAUGUUGGAGAGACUCGAACGCGCGAUACCGGACCAUCAAGCGAUCAUACGAGAGCUGAUAACGUUGUUUAUGACAUCACAGAUGGAAGAUAUUUGUUCAUCGAAGCAUCAUGGCCGAGGGUAGAGGGCGACAAAGCGCGAUUAUUGUCGACGGAUAUUUCGUGCGCGACGAACACGUCUCCCACAUUCACUUUCUGGUACAACAUGCACGGUACAGGCACGGGUGUGUUGCGCGUUUACACCAUGGUUGGUGCGACGACCAACUUAUUAUGGCAACUUAGUGGCAACCAGGGUGAAGACUGGAGACGCGCGUCCGUACAAAUACCAACCAACUUCGUUAAUAGUAACGAGAGGUUUAAUAUAAUAAUCGAGGGCGAAAGGAAAGAUUACAAAGGUGACUCAGCGAUUGAUGACAUCACAAUGACUGGUUGUUACAUCACCAACGACGACAAUAACACCGGCGUUUACAAUUCAAGCGUAACGGCCGCGACCUCUACGCAACCUUUCACCCCUAUAAAUAUAACGGGGGUUGUGGACGGGGAUUCCCCACUGCUGGACUCGCUGUCGUGCAACUUUGAUCAACAAAAUAUAUGCGGGUGGUCACAUGACGUGAACGGGGAUUUUGAUUGGACGAUAAAUAAAGGGAAGACGCUAUCGUUACGAACAGGACCGAUUCAUGACCACACAAGCGGGGUUGGUUGGUAUAUAUACAUGGAAGCUUCAUCACCACGGUUACGGGGACAAACUGCCAUCCUCCGCACCCCCCCUAUUCCCGCCUCUCUACGUAUCUGCAUGCGUUUCUACUAUCAUAUGUUCGGCAAGAGCAUGGGGUCCUUGAGUGUUUUUAUUGCGAGGCCCUCCGUUCCAAGGUUAAUCCCCAAGUGGUCGGCCGACGGACAGCAAAGUUCGAACCAAAGCGAGUGGAAAUUUGCCGAAGUCGAUUUAUUCCAAACGUUUGUUUACCAAAUAAUUAUUCGAGGCACUAGAGGGAGCAGUUUCUACUCGGACAUGGCGAUUGAUGACAUCACAAUCACUCGGGGGGGUUGCCGUAAGUACCGAUUGUUGUAUCACAAAUCAUAGAAACAAUAUAACACCAACUGUAAAGCUAUAUUGGGUUGCUCAAAGUUUCCAAUCUUAAUAAUGCCCCCCAACCCCCCA